UAGCAUUUGAUUCUAUUCUUGCAGGCUAGCCGAUGCACUUCGUUACUACAUUCAUGAACGAAUCACCACUGAUCCAGCAUGGGCCAAAAUUGAGGUAAUUCUGUCCGAUGCUAACGCACCAGGAGAAGGAGAGCACAAAAUCAUGGACUUCAUUCGUAGGCAACGUGCAAAUCCUGCUCAUAAUCCUGACACAGUGCAUUGCCUGUGUGGUGCUGAUGCAGAUCUUAUCAUGCUUGGGUUAGCCACCCAUGAAGCCAAUUUCAACAUUAUACGGGAGGAGUUCAUCCCCAACCAGCAGCGCCCAUGCGAACUUUGUGGACAGUACGGACAUGAGCUGAAGCAAUGUCGAGGACUGGAAAACGAAGAGAAGGGACCUGAGCAUGCUGAUCCCAUCUCGAAAGAGAAGAAUUUCAUUUUUCUGAGGAUUCCCGUCUUACGGGAGUAUUUGGAGAGAGACCUUACUAUGGAAAAUUUACCCUUCAAAUAUGAUUUUGAACGGGUUAUUGAUGACUGGGUUUUCCUUUGUUUCUUCGUAGGCAAUGACUUUCUUCCUCACCUACCUUCGCUAGAAAUCCGUGAAGGAGCUAUCGAUCGCCUAAUCAAAUUAUACAAGGAUAUGGUGUAUAGCAUGAAAGGGGAGAAGGUGGGGGCGUUCUUUGUACUCCGGGCUAUGCCAAAGAGUUGGCAUGUCGUAUACUGUCCAGCUCUGUCACGAGUUAUAAAAGAAUCAACCGUGUGA
Messenger RNA from Cylicostephanus goldi, 739 nucleotides. The record is from the annotation of a GenBank genome assembly. NCBI's taxonomy places the organism in Eukaryota, Metazoa, Nematoda, Chromadorea, Rhabditida, Strongylidae.